UCUCCUGCAAAGUUAAAAACAGACUUUGUUUAUCUUGCAGCUUGUUUUGCUGAAAUGCUCUCCGACUAGUUAAUCUACUUUCCUCCUCUUCCCUCACUCUCGUUAUCUUACUCUUCCCAGCAGAGAAGAGUGCGACACCAUUUUUUUUUAUUUUACUCCUUAAAUCUUCAUAAUUUGCUGCUUCUCUUUGUAAUUUAAUUAUUUUUUUUUGGUGGUGUGUUUUCUGUAGCUGAUAACCGUGCAGCACGAAAACAAAAGGGUCAGGACUCCAUUUGCACGUGCCAUUUUAUAAAAAGACUUCAUAUUUUUUUCUGCAGACGUCUGGCUGUUGUUGUUUUUGGGGUAUUUUUUGCAGCUGAAGCUCGACAGGAGGAUAUAUAACCGAGCAUUUGGAGACAUUUGGAGAGCGCCAUGGCGACCGAAGUGGAUACGUGGUCCUCUGCUACCAAAGCCGACGGGGUGUUCUCUUUCGACGACAACCUGGCAGAGGCUAACCAUCCCUACAGCGUCGACGAUGAGCUGCUGAACGAGGCGGAGGUGAACGGUAACUGGACACCUCAGGAGAAAGCGCUCCACGAGGCGCGACUCAAAGCCAAAGCCAAGCGCCGCCUGCGCAAGAACUCCCGCAACUCCACCAGCGAGUCCUUCUCUGAGUCGGGAGAACUGUCAGGAGGUGACCCAAACAGUCCAAAGGGCAAAGUCAACACCAACGACCGCAAAUCCAGGACGGGCAAAGGCAGAGGCCUGCCAAAAAAAGGUGGGGCAGGUGGUAAAGGAGUUUGGGGGGCUGCUGGGAUGGUUUAUGAAGAUGAGGAGCCUGAUAUGCGGGACCCCAACUAUGAUGAGGUUGCCCAGGGGGACACAGUUUAUGCAACAGUUGUGCCAGAGGUAGAUGAGAAGGAACUGGAGAAAAUGGUCAACCCGAUUGUCCAGGAGUACUUUGAACAUGGAGACACAAAAGAGGUCCAGAUGUUGCUGAAGGGGCUCAACCUGGGCCAACACAAGUACGAGUUCUCCUCUCUGGCCGUGUCCCUGUCCCUUGAAGGCAAGGCCAGCCACAGAGAGCUGACCUCCCGCCUGCUGUCCGAUCUGUCAGGCAAGAUGCUGUCACAAAGUGAAAUGGCCCGCGCCUUCGACAAGAUCCUCAAAGAGCUGCCAGACCUCAUACUGGACACACCGGAGGCUCCACAGAUGUUGGGCCAGUUUGUAGCCAGAGCCAUAGCGGACCACGUCCUCCCCAUGUCUUUCCUGGACUUUUACAAGGGCAAAGUGGACUGCGAGCAUGCCAGAGUGGCUUUAGAUCGUGCCGAAGUGCUGCUGACUAUGAAGAGGGAGAUGGUUCGUCUCGAUAACGUGUGGGGCGUGGGUGGAGGCCUGAGACCCGUCAAACAUCUCGUCAAAGAGAUGAACCUCCUGCUCAAGGAGUACCUGGUAUCGGGAGACGUGGCGGAGGCUGAGCACUGUCUGCGGGACCUGGAAGUCCCACACUUCCACCAUGAGCUGGUCUAUGAGGCUGUAGUGAUGGUGCUGGAGUCGAAAGGAGACACUGCCAGUCAUAUGAUGAUAAAGCUGCUGCAAUCCUUCUGGAAAACAGCCCUCAUCACUGUGGAUCAGAUGAACAGGGGUUUCCAGCGUGUCUAUGACGAGCUCCCAGAAAUCAACCUGGAUGUGCCACAUGCCCACUCCAUCAUGGAGACCUUUGUAGACCUCUGCUACCAGGAGUCUGUCAUCACCAAACAGCUGAGGGAUGCCUGUCCUGCCAGAGGACGGAAGCGUUUUGUGAGUGAAGGAGAUGGAGGAUUGAUCAAGACCUAAUCCCCAAGAUUAAGAGGAAGAGCAGGAGGAGGAGGAGGGGGGUCUACAGGUUCUUACACCCCGUUUCCACUCCAGCAUGUUUUCCCCUGAAACCGGGCAUGCUGGCAGUCUAAAGUUUCCCUGUUCCUCUCCUGAUAAUGUUUUCAUUACACAAACCAGCAUUGACGUUCGGUGAAAGUAGACUGAGGAGUCGGCCAGGCGUUCAGUUCCAUUCAUCUGGUUAAUCACUGUUUUUGACUUCUUUUUUUUGUAAGAAAAUUCUUUUAUUUUGGGGUUGAUGCGCCCUUCUUGCCUCAGUCUUUAUACCUGUUUCUCAAGAAUAAUUUGAGUCGGAGCUGCAGAAAGACGGGUGGACUGGAUGGGGUGUGUGGGAGAUGAAUUUGGGUAUUUUGUCUCUUGCUUUGCUUCACCUGUUGCCAUGUCUCUAUUUUUUUUUUUUUCAUGUAAAGCGCUAUAAAUGAAAAACGCACUUGGAUUACAGAGGAUACUGUACAGUCAGUGAGCACUUAGUAAUUUAGCUCAACAACAAGGAUCUAUAAACGUUUUUUUUUUAAGUUUCUGCCACAAAUGAUUUGAAAUUAUUCCAAGGACGACGUGCUUUGUCCCUUCUGGUUCAAAUGGUUCUAUUGAUCCGUUAUGAAUGUGGGUUUUUUUUGGUUGUUGUUUUUGCAUCUUCGGUCCCUGAGGCCAAAUGUUCACUUCAUAAAGUAACGCAGUCACAGCAAGAAGUGUGUGGUUACUGUUUGGGUGGUUAUUUGAAACUUACAUUAGGGCAAAUAUACUUCAGAAGUCCUUUUCUGAAAAAAAAAAAAAAUAAUAAAUUGGGGUUAAUGUGUGUAAAAAUAAUAAUAAUAAAAAAAAGAUUAAACGAGCAAUAUUUUGAGCACUCUGACUUCGCUAGCAAUUAAUAAAUCUACAGCUCACAUGGUCAGAAAUAGAUUCUGAACAGGUACCCUUACAAUAUAAUGCCAAACCUUCUGUAGAGAGAAGAAGUAUUCUGGUAAAAAAAACGGUCUGAAAUGGCAACCUAAGCUUUUCUUGGAAGACUAUAUGUUAAGCAUAUUCAUAAGUGAAUAUUCUUUUCUGCCACUGUUUGUAACAGUUGUUCAUGUUGACAAAAGCUAAAGAUGUGGCUAAGAAAUAUAUUUCAUUCAUUAAAAAGCAACAAAAUUAAGUUUCUGUAUUUGUUUUGGUUCAGGACAGCAGUAUUGAUGGAAGAGUAAACAGGAGUAAGUGAUUGGGCAAGUGUUGUAGAGAUGUACAUCAGUCACAUUUGCUGAUCACUCAUCAGUUGUGAUACUUAAUGUAUUUUUCAACCUUGUCUUUCACUUGUACCUUCUCUGUCAGUUUGUCUCAUUUCCCAUCUAAUGGUCAGAGCAGGUGUAAAAAUGUUAACUUAAACGUGUAACCGAGAAGCAGUUUGAGGCCAAAGCUUGGAUUUUUUUGACCCCAUUUAUGGUACAUCAAAGAUACCUGGCUAUGUGUCAUAGCACAGCUUUAUUAUGCUUACCGUGUAAAUAAGUGGUUGAGGGAAAUUAUGUUAAAUGGUUCAUAUUUUGGAAACUGGUGUACUUCACAGGAUGCACUCAUUCAUGCAUGCAGCUGUCCACUGUCAGAUAGAUGCUAUUAAAAUGUUAAUGUUUUGUAUUCCUACAAUCAUCUUUGUACUAUUGAUUUAUUUUGGAUCAGCAAAUUGUUCACAACACACUUCCCUACACAAGAACUUCAUUUUAUAUAUAUUUCAAUAAAAUUACAUAUUUCCCUCUA
Sebastes umbrosus (honeycomb rockfish) is the source of this 3582-nucleotide messenger RNA. RefSeq names its product programmed cell death 4a (gene pdcd4a). Gene Ontology annotation, cellular component: cytosol; nucleus. The coding region runs from base 412 to 1815 and encodes 467 amino acids. The record is from RefSeq and is a predicted model, not a curated record. Gene Ontology annotation, biological process: negative regulation of DNA-templated transcription. Lineage: Eukaryota; Metazoa; Chordata; Actinopteri; Perciformes; Sebastidae. The transcript is spliced from 11 exons.